Amborella trichopoda is the source of this 2785-nucleotide messenger RNA. It is a transcript of the gene SHD, whose product is annotated as Chaperone protein htpG family protein. The record is from RefSeq and is a predicted model, not a curated record. NCBI's taxonomy places the organism in Eukaryota, Viridiplantae, Streptophyta, Magnoliopsida, Amborellales, Amborellaceae. Gene Ontology annotation, molecular function: ATP-dependent protein folding chaperone; ATP binding; ATP hydrolysis activity. Gene Ontology annotation, biological process: protein folding.
UCCUUUUAAUUCCGAUCCUUGUUUGCAAAAGAAAGUGAAGAUGAGAAAGGGGGCGAUGACCAGUGCCAUCUUUCUAGUAUUUCUUCUUGCUCUUCUUCCAUAUCAAGGUCGACAUUUGCAAGCAAAUGCUGAGGAAAAUAAUGGUGCAGAAGGCCUUGUGGAUCCACCAAAAGUAGAGGAAAAGAUUGGUGCCAUACCUGAUGCCUUAUCAACUGAUUCAGAUGUUGCUAAGAGGGAGGCGGAGUCCAUGUCACGAAAAUCUCUACGCGGUAAUGCAGAGAAGUUCGAGUUCCAGGCCGAAGUUUCCAGGCUUAUGGACAUUAUCAUUAACUCUCUCUAUAGUAACAAGGAUAUUUUCCUUAGGGAGCUCAUCUCCAAUGCUUCAGAUGCAUUGGACAAGAUCAGGUUCCUUUCCCUCACUGAUAAGGAGAUUUUGGGUGAAGGUGACAACACCAAGCUUGAAAUCCUGAUCAAGUUGGAUAAGGAGAAAAAAGUGUUGUCUAUUCGAGACCGAGGUAUUGGUAUGACCAAAGAGGAUCUCAUAAAGAACCUUGGCACCAUAGCAAAGUCAGGAACUUCAGCUUUUGUUGAGAAAAUGCAAACUGGAGGUGAUCUGAACUUGAUUGGGCAAUUUGGAGUUGGGUUUUACUCUGUGUAUUUGGUAGCUGACUAUGUCGAAGUCAUUAGCAAGCACAAUGAUGAUAAACAAUACAUUUGGGAGUCAAAAGCAGAUGGAUUGUUUGCUGUUACGGAGGAUACAGAGAAUGAACCACUUGGCAGGGGCACAGAGAUCAGGCUGCAUCUCAGAGAAGAAGCUGGCGAGUAUUUGCAAGAGGACAAACUUAAAGAUCUUGUGAAAAGAUAUUCGGAGUUCAUCAAUUUUCCAAUAUAUCUUUGGGCAAGCAAAGAGGUAGAUGUUGAGGUCCCGGCAGAUGACGAUGAAUCUAGUGAUGAGGAGGAAACAACUGACAGCACCAAAGAGAAAGAGGAGUCUGAGGAAGAGGAAUCAGAAGAAGAAGAAGAAACUGAGAAGAAACCAAAAACAAAGACAGUGAAGGAGACAACCUAUGAAUGGGAGCUAUUGAAUGAUGUCAAGGCCAUUUGGCUCCGAAGUCCAAAGGAGGUCACUGAUGAAGAAUAUUCAAAAUUCUAUCACUCUAUUGCAAAGGAUUUCAGUGAUGAGAAGCCAUUGGCAUGGAGCCACUUCAAUGCUGAAGGUGAUGUUGAGUUCAAGGCAGUCUUGUUUGUACCACCUAAGGCCCCUCAUGACCUUUAUGAGGGUUACUACAACAACAAAUCAAACCUCAAACUCUAUGUGAGGAGGGUCUUCAUCUCAGACGAAUUUGAAGAACUUCUUCCCAAGUAUCUCAACUUCUUGAAGGGUCUUGUUGAUUCAGACACUCUACCCCUUAAUGUGUCAAGAGAAAUGCUUCAGCAGCAUAGCAGUUUGAAGACAAUCAAGAAAAAGCUCAUCCGUAAGGCGCUUGAUAUGAUUCGCCGCAUUGCUGAUGAGGAUCCUGAUGAGGCUGAGGACAAAGAGAAGACAGAUGGCAAAUUGGACACUGAGAAGAAAGGACAGUAUGCUAAGUUCUGGAAUGAGUUUGGAAAGUCUAUAAAGCUUGGUAUAAUCGAGGAUGCUACUAACCGGAAUAGGCUUGCAAAGCUUCUAAGAUUUGAGAGCACAAAAUCAGGGGGUAAGCUCGCAUCAUUAGAUCAAUACAUUUCAAGAAUGAAGCCUGGACAGAAGGAUAUAUUUUAUAUUACGGGAUCUAGCAAGGAGCAGCUUGAGAAAUCCCCAUUCCUUGAGAGACUUACUAAAAAGAACUAUGAGGUUAUCUUCUUCACUGAUCCAGUAGAUGAGUACCUGAUGCAAUACUUGAUGGAUUACGAGGACAAGAAAUUCCAAAACAUAUCAAAGGAAGGUCUUAAAAUGGGGAAGGAUUCAAAGAUCAAGGAGACUAAGGAAUCGUUCAAGGAGCUCACAAACUGGUGGAAGGAUGUCCUCUCAAGUGACAAUGUAGACUCUGUGAAGAUAAGCAACCGUUUGGACAACACCCCGUGUGUUGUGGUGACUUCAAAAUAUGGGUGGAGUGCCAACAUGGAAAGGAUUAUGCAGUCUCAGACUCUCUCUGAUGCUAAUAAGCAAGCUUACAUGCGUGGGAAGAGAGUGCUCGAGAUCAACCCUAGGCAUCCCAUCAUUAAGGAGCUCAGAGAGAGAGUUGCUGUUGAUCCUCAGGAUGAAAAUGUUAAAGAAACUGCAAAGCUCAUGUACCAAACUGCUCUAAUGGAGAGCGGUUUCAUGCUCAGUGAACCUAAAGAAUUUGCAUCCAGCAUUUAUAAUUCAGUGAAAUCCAGCCUUAAAAUCAGUCCUGAUGCAACGGUCGAAGAGGAAGAUGAUGCAGAGGAGGAAAUUGAGACUCCUGAGGCCAGUACCAAAGAGGCCAACCCUGAAGCCGAAGAGGCUCCGAAAUCAGUAUACUCAAAGGAUGAGUUGUAAACUAAUAUUAGAGAGAGAGGGAAACCCAUAAAGCAAAAUGUGGUUUUGGGACCUUCUGUGAUGAAAUAUUUUGAUUAGAUCCCUUAUGAGAGCCCAUGAAGGCUCUCACGUUUUACCGCCUCUUGGUUUUAGACAUAUUUGGCGUAGGUUUUUUCUAUGUUUCCUGUAAUCAUAGUGAAGUUUUGGUGUUCCAUCAAUUUCGUACCUGAUAUAUUCUGAAUAUUGCUUUUGCUGCAUUUCUAUAUGAUGUCAUGAGAAUGAUAAUGCAGGCUAUGAAUUUAGGCUUCA